CUUGUCUGUGAUCAGCUAAGCGCGGCCGAGCUGACGCAAUGCUUCGCUGCCAACCGUUCCUCUACCAGCAGUCGAUUACUGCGCAGUCGUCCUUCGGGCAGUGCCGAGAAAGGUACUGGGUUGGCAGCCCUGCUUUUGUGCCAAACGGGGGUUGCGCCCGCCGCCUGGCGAAACGAGGCGGUACCAACAGCUCUGCUUCUCAGAGUCAGUCACACACUGUGCCACGAGCGGUCCAGCUGCGCAGCGCGCGCUGAGCAAUAUGGUGCCCGCGUGGUCGCUGUGUGUUUUGCUGUGUCUGGGGGUGCCGCCGGGCCAGCUGGAGGCGGCCCAGGUGUUGGGGCUGUUCCAGUCGGUGGGCCGCAGCCAGUGGGGGCUGGCCGAGACCUACCUGAGGACGCUGGAGCAGCGAGGCCACCACGUCACCGCCGUCACCACCUUCCCCUCCAGCCGGACGGACGGCAACUGGACAGAGAUACUCGUAGCCAACGCUUACACUGCCGCAGGUGACUUCAACUUCUUCGAAAUACUACCGUCAGGUUUUCUUGGAACGUUGAAGAUAUUUUGUGACUAUGGAUAUGCAAUGUGUCACUCGCUUCUGGGGGACGAAAACGUACGAAAUCUGUACAGAUCUGGAAAGAAGUUCGACGUCGUCGUGCUGGAACCCUUCUUCACCGAGUGCCUGCUGGUGCUCGCGCACAAGUUCAGAGCGCCCAUGGUCGUGCUGUCCACCUUCGCAGGGACUGACUGGAUGGCCGACAUGGUGGGCAACCCCACCCCGUAUGCCUACGUUCCCAAUAUUUUCCUCGAACUUACAACACACAUGAAUUUCCUUGAACGGGUACAGAACACCUUGGCUGGUGUAAUUGCAAGUAUUGUUCGGCAAUUAUACUAUCUGCCAAGGCUUGACGCCAUUGCACAAACGUACCUGAACGACACGGAAUUGCCGAAGUUAUCAGAGAUCGAAAAGAAAGUAUCUUUUUCAUUAAUUAAUUACCACUUCACACAUGGAUGUCCAAGACCACUGGUGCCAAACAUGGUGGAAGUUGGAGGUUUGCACAUAAAAUCGCCCAAGGCUCUUCCCGAGGACAUCCAGCGGUUUCUGGACGGCGCGCAAGCCGGCGCCGUGUACUUCAGCAUGGGCACCAACGUGAAGAGCAAAGACUGGCCCGAGGAAAAGCGGCAGGCCUUCCUGAGGGUGUUCUCCAGGCUGGAGCAGCGCGUGCUCUGGAAGUGGGAGGCAGACUCCCUGCCUGGACAGCCCCCGAACGUCAAGAUAGGCAAGUGGCUGCCGCAGUCGGACAUCCUCGCCCACAAGAACGUGCGGGCGUUCAUAACGCACGGCGGACUGCUGAGCACGCAGGAGGCGACGGCCAGGGGGGUGCCGCUGGUCGGCGUGCCCGUCUUUAUGGACCAGAAGCUCAACGUGGCGCUCGCCGCCAAGCAGGGCUACGCCGUCAGGGUGGAGCUCCACAACGUCACCGAGGCCUCCAUAGGGUGGGCGCUAGGCGAGGUGCUCAACGUCCCCAGGUACCGUGAGAGAGCCCAACACCUGUCCCGCAUCUUCAACGACCGGCCGAUUCACCCGCUGGACGAGGCGGUCUACUGGACGGAGUACGUGAUCCGCCACCAGGGUGCGCCGCACCUCAGGUCCGCCGCGAUGGACCUCUCGUGGUUCCAGUACCUGCUGCUAGAUGUCGUCGCUGCGCUGCUGCUGGCGCUCCUGAUGGUCAGCUGUGCGAUAAGAGCCGUCAUGCGGCGUCUGUGCACAGUUACAGCUCAAACUGCUUUCGGAAGAAGAGGAAAAUCGACCAAGAAAGACUAACGGUGUCGUGUUCGUCGCAGGAUUUUUUCCCAGUGUCCGUGUGCUGUAAAUGUGAUGUCGCCUUUGGACGAUCUUCCAGAGCAGAAGUAUUAGGCAGUUGCUCCGAGUCGCUUAUAGUGCCCUGCAACUAGGCCACCUAGAAACCACACCCUUUUUACGCAAGGAAGUAAGACAGAGCUUAAGUUCUUCUCGUAAUGGCACUUCACAACUUACGUGAAACACAACAAAAUUUCUCUCGUUUAUCCACUGUACUAAAAGAACUUUCCAUAAGAUUCGAAUUACCCUGUCUGUAACUAUCUACCUUCAUUAAGGAAUACCUAGUGCAGAAAAUCAUCGAUGCAGCUUUGUUGAUGCAUCCAUGACAAUCGUCGCACUUUUACAGCACUUUCCUGCAUUACGGAGUGGUUUGUGAGGACACAUACUGCUAGUUACAAUGAAAAAAAUUUCGAGAGAUUGGAAAAUAAACCAGCCAUCAACCUGCAAACCAAAGGUUUAUUUAGCCCUUGAUCUAGGUUUCGAUAUUUCUAAAAAUAUCUUCUUCAGGAGGAUUGGGCCUUGUUACAUCGCAUGGUGGUAAAUUACAUUAGCUGAAGCCGAGCGGCUGUUAUCAUAUAUGAAAUUGAUAUGAAGACCAGAAAGAUAGUGUGGUGCUGUGAAAAGUGGCAAUUGACCCUGAAUAAAGAAAAGUGUGAAGUUAUUCACAUGAUUACUGAAGGAAACCCGUUAAAUUUCGACUACGCGAUAAAUCACACAACUCUGAAGGCUGUAAAUUCAACUAAAUACUUAUGGAUAACUGUAGUUGGAACGAUCACAGAGAUAAUGUGAGCAGAGCAAACCAAAGACUGCGAUUCACUGGCAGAACACUUAGAAGGUGCAACAGGUCUACUAAAGAGACUGUUUACACCGCGCUUGCCCGCCCUAUUCUAGAAUAUUGCUGUGCAGUGUGAGAUCCGCAUCAGGUGGGAUUGACAGAAGGCAUCGGCAAAGUUCAAAGAAGGGCAGCUCGUUUUGCACUAUCGCGAAAUAGGCGAGAUAGUGCCACAGACAUGAUACGUCAAUUGGAGUGGCAAUCAUUAAAACAAAGGCGUUUUCGUCGCGAUGGGAUCUUCUCAUGAAACUUCAAUCACCAUUCUCCUCCUCCGAUUGCGAAAACCUACAUAGGGAGAAAUGAUCAUCACAAUAAAAUAAGAGAAAUCAGGGCUCGGAAAGAAAAAUGUAAGUGUUCGUUUUUCCCGCGCGCCGUUCGGGAGAGAAACGUGUUACGUCUCUCUUCCCUUCUAUCGACAAUGUUAGAAGUAUAUAACCGUGUAAGCAUGUACCUAAACAUUUGUAAUACAAUUUUGAAAAGGCUAUCGUUCCGAAUAUUCAAUAUAAAGUCGAUCAAUGAGGGGGAGGUUAACAACAAGGUACCUUCUAGGACACCUUAUUCCGCCUACUUAAUUACUGUAAAAUUUAGUAUGGUUGUUCGAAAGAUGUGUGCUAUCAUUCACGUAAGCCUACUGCGCCAACGAGAAGGGGUACCACGUGGAUCGGAAGGGAAUAAUAAGAGUUGCUGAAAUAAUUAUAGAUAAAAGAAAUACGGUCGCCAGCCCAACUGGCACAAUUUCUGUUCGGUAGGUGAAUUAAUGAGCCGAACAGUCAACGUUAAGAAUUACUCGAACACGCGUGGCAACAGAGGGCUGCACGCACGUUAGCAAAAACAAUUGAAACAUUUACGUAAUAAGGGGAGAAAGAAAAUAUCAUUAACUAAUAGAGCUGAAAUUUGGAAGACAUACGAGGUAACACUCAGAUUAAUGGUUACUUACUGUUGAAAGUGACAAUGGCGCUACCUCACAAUAACAUCUACUAUUUCCAUAUGAGUUUUGGAAAAUGGCAAAAACACGCGUAAACAGUUUUGAUUAAACUAUGGUAAUUAUUCACACCACAAAGCUGAGUAACCCCGUUACAAAACUAGUUGACAAUAAGCUAUGAUGGAGCAAUCUUACUUCACUCCACUCUCGCCGUGACGAAGUUGCUGACGACGAUACUGCUGCUGGCUCCUUUCCGUGGUAAUUAACGAGCACGGGAGACAUAGGCAAUGAUAUUGGCGUGGCAGGUUCUUCAUGUUGCUGCAGCCAAUAUUUCCACCGCCCACGCUCAUCACUUGCCACGUGCCGCUAAACAGACACUCCUCCAGUACAGUGCACGCCAUCCAUGUGUCCGCACUUCACCAAGUCUCGCGCCAGAGUUCUCUCUCUGUGUAGCGCGCGCUCUGGCCUAACAUCCUCCCGCGUCCAGAGACGCCGCUACUCCAAAGAUACUUAUUCGUUGACAAAAACCUAGCGUUUCCCUAACAUUCCCUCAGCGAUCACUCAGCGAUAUUCACAUAAUAUACAUAAUUGAUUAUACAGCAAAAUAAACAAAUGAAUUUAUACAUUGUGUACAUAUAAAUUUACAUAAAGAUAAAAGCAAUUAUAUAUACAAUAAUAAACGGUCAAAGAGCACAUCAGCACGGAAGUGUUAAAAGGGGACAGUCUGUGAUGUAAAGUUGUGUCCUAUAUUAACCGUGUAAGUAUGUAAAGACACUGGCCAUCUUUUGUGCUAUGUUGGCUUAAUAUGGGAUAAAUAUGUGGCUUGUUUUCUGAUAUGUUUAGUGUGUUCAUUCUUUCUUUUUAUUUUCUGGAUCAAAUCGUCUAUUAAUAUCGGCACAUAGCUAUUAGCAGUAACUAUUUGGUUUACUAUCUCCAUUUCCACUAACCAUUUCACUCAGAGGAGUUUUAAAUUCUACAUGCUAAAUCUAGAGGUAUCGUAGCUUGUGUCGUGAGAACACGCGGAAUUCUUAGGAGAACUUCGCAGACUUAGAGAAAGGGGCAAGAAGAGAAAGUAAGGGGGAGCGUUGCCUCAGUGCAGAAGACUGCUUUCACCAAAAGUGACUUCUCAACUAAUGUGCUUCCAGAGAGAACACGUGUAGCGAAGACUGUGCAACGGAAAAUACUUAAUGAGACAAUUAAAGCACACCUAAUACUGCCAACUAUUUUGACGACCCAUGUAAAAGGUAAGACUGACGCCAUAGUAGCAACUGGCUCUCCAGCCCAGGUGGGGCGGGGGAGGCGGGGGGGGGGGGGGGGGGGGGGCGGCGGUCAAGAAAUAACGGGUGUUACAUGAACGUCCAGCUAUCGAGAAUUCACGGUUAUGAAAUACUACGUCAGUGCGCUUAUUUUACCAAAGCGAGCAUUCCCUGUUCGACAGACCGUACGGCAUUCCUACUAGCGUAGUACGAUGUGUAGUCGACAGUUGUAACUGUCUCUAAGUAACUACUAAAAUUGCAACUAACACUUCGAGCAGAGGCAUGUAACGUACUCUGGCUUAAUUCCCAAGAGUUUGAAACUAUGUAAUCAACAACUUUUUAAUUAUAAGCACAGCUUGAUGUAGUAAACUGAGCUAUUUCGUUAUAUUAAUUCAGUCCGUUUUCAUUUUUAUAGAGUAGGUCAGGUGACAUGUACUCAGUAAACAGGCGAAAGACAUCCCGAUAAGAAAAACACAAUGACCGACACCACAAUUCCUGCAACCACAUGUCACCCAAAUAUCCACAAACAUGCACCAUACAGGUCAAUGCUACACAGGGCAACUAAAACACCAUUGAACCUAGAAAAUAUGCACCAAGAAAAUAUGCAACAAGAAAUAAACACAGUGAGAAAGAA
This is a messenger RNA of Schistocerca gregaria, 5502 nucleotides long. Its product is annotated as UDP-glycosyltransferase UGT5-like. The coding region runs from base 260 to 1822 and encodes 520 amino acids. NCBI's taxonomy places the organism in Eukaryota, Metazoa, Arthropoda, Insecta, Orthoptera, Acrididae. The record is from RefSeq and is a predicted model, not a curated record. The transcript is spliced from 6 exons. Gene Ontology annotation, molecular function: UDP-glycosyltransferase activity.